AUGGAGGACGAAGAUGAUGGCCAAUAUCUGCAAAGUAUGGACCGACUGUUCAAUAUCUGUCAGCAAUAUCAGAAAAUGAAGAAAGAGUGUAAGUUGAUACGAAACGGUCUGUAUGUUAUUGAUUAUUGACUGACUUUUUUACAGCCGAUGCACCAUCCAGUUUGGAAGCGACCAAAAAAGAAGAGGAGGAGGAGCCAGGAAACUCUUCAAAUUCUAAUGAAAUUCCAAUAAGUUCCGAAAGUUCUUCUUCUGUUGUUAUCGAAAAAGAUGACAGCUUUACUGAAGAUUUCGAAUCCAAGUUGCAAAUUAGCAAGAAAGAAGAAGAAUCACGGGAAAAAGGUAUGGUUUUCACAAUUAGUUCAUAGUUGGGGCCAACAUUGUAAAGCCUGAACUUUUGGACAACUUGCAAUGAUCCGAUCGGGACCAAACUUUGCAGGCUUUUGGGACUUGGGCUGAAGCAUUUUGGGACCAAGUUUCAGAUCGAUCGGAUCAUCUGGUCCCGAGAUAUGUGAAGCUGAAACUUGAACCCGAGAUAGCCUAAGAAUCGGACCUGAGCCAAGUUCCAUCUAUAUAAUUUCAGUAUCGAGCAAGGCUAAAAAACAGGUGAGCGCCUAUUUCCUCCGAUUCGGCAAAAGAAGAAUGGACGAAUCUUCGGAUGAUUCGAGUUCGGACGAAAGUUCGGAAGAUGCGGAAGCGGCAAAGUACGCGGAUGUCGUGGACGAGCCCAUAAUCGAGCCGGGAAGCGACCUGCCCAUCCCUCCGGAACAACAAAUCGCACCGGCCGCACACGUCAGUCUGCUCAAACCGAAAGUUUCGAAAAAGUACCUGAGAGACGUGCUCAAACACGUGGAUUACAUGCCGAAGGAGCAGUUGGAGAAGGCCGUUCGGAGGAUUACCACUAUGCGGUGGUUAGUGAAGACAUUCAUCGGGCCAUAUCAUAAUAUACCGUUUUCAGCCCACAAGACAAGAAAAGGCUGCGAGUCCUGGCGAGAGCCCUGUAUCGGAAGGAACGGACUCUCCAGGACCGUGUACCGAGAACGCUCGACCACGACAGUACGCUCAAACACUUUGACUUUCUCAUUGUACGCUUUUUGUUGCUUUUAGAAUGUAUGCAAGUACAAAUUGACAUUUAGGCGGUCGAUUUCGAGUGCACUUGUCAAGAAAUCGUGUACAAUUACCCGCACGAAAUCAUCGAGUUCGCCGCCGUGCUUAUCGAUUGCAGAAAGUAUCGAAUUGUGAGUGUUUCCCCAGUUUCAAUUCAAAGUUUUUCGAAUCCAUUUCAGGUCAGUCAUUUCCGAUCGUUCGUCAGACCGUUCCUGAACCCGAUACUCAGCAAGUUCUGCACCGACUUCACAAGUCAGUCAUUCUCCUAGUGUUCCUUCAAGUGUCCGUCGUUUCUCAUAUCGAUUGAUGUUGAAAAUGACACAGAUUCUAUCGAAUCACAAUGAAAUGCGAUAAAAAACGAACGUUUUUUCCUCAGAAAUCAACCAGAGCACAGUGGACAAUGCGCCGUACUUUCGUGAAGCGCUCGCCAAGUUCGACAAGUGGAUGAGGGACUGUGGAAUGGGUCGGGACGCCGAAUCGAGAUUCGCAUUCGUCACUGACGGGUCAGUUGGCCAAUCAAAAAUACUCUGUCCUCACCUCACUAUGUUCUACAAUAUUUCAGGCCGCACGACAUGUGGAAGUUCAUGCAAUUGCAGUGCGCCAUUUCGGGAAUCUCGAUGCCGCACAUGUUCCGAUCGUUCAUCAACAUCAAGCGAGCAUUCGAGAACCGAUUCGGAAUGAUGCUCCCGCAAAAGAAUGGAGUACGUCACCCUUAUAGAUCAACUUGUCUAUUCUCUACGCUUUCAGAAGAGUGGAAUCCAGAAUAUGCUCGAAUUGUUGGGGCUCACUUUCCAAGGACAAGCACACAGUGGCCUCCAUGAUGCACGGAACAUUGCCACGAUUGUGUGCUUGUUUCUGAAGGGCAACUUUGAGUUUAUGAUCAAUCAGAGAUGUGCCUAUCUGCCGUUGGAAGAGCGAAUCAAACAGAAUGUCGGUUUUGCAAUUGAAAUGAGAAGGGAACAUGUCGAUUUUUGCAGGGAAGAAAGAAGAUGCGUCCGUUGCCGCUGGAGCAGGUUGAGCCGGAAAAAGUGAUCUCGGCAGACUUUGAAAUAUGGAAAGAGCAUCUUCCGAUGAAGUUGAUGCGAGUGCGACGCGACCAGUUUCUGGAUUCGUCCUACUUGGACUGCGAGUCAUGCGACGAUCUGACUGAUGACGAGGUAUGUUUAGCUAUUGACAAUAUUCGCUUGGAUCGUCCCAAAUAGCGGGCCUUAGAGCCGGAAAAUAACCCGGAAGAGAUCACGUGGCCUAGGAUGUUUCUAGGCCAACUUUGACUGCGUGCUGUUCCGUUCAUAGAGAUUUUGACAGAAAUAUAAACCCCUGGUCCUCUGCCCGAAAAAACCAAGCCUAUCUCUCAAUGUUCUCAUUCAGAACGACGAAGAAGCGCACGAUAGGAACAUGGCGAUCCGCGCAGAACUCGACUUGCUCCAAGACAAAGAAGACGAAGAGUACGCGGCGAAGAAUGCGGAGAUUCAGCGACAGAAAGAGUUGGGAAUCUAUGAAGAGGAGAGGAAGACGACGCCCAAGAAGCCAAAAACUGAGAAGAAGAAGAAGCGAAAGGGAGAGAGCAUCUUCCGAAUUAAUCAUUUUGAUUGA
Messenger RNA from Caenorhabditis sp. 36 PRJEB53466, 2697 nucleotides. NCBI's taxonomy places the organism in Eukaryota, Metazoa, Nematoda, Chromadorea, Rhabditida, Rhabditidae. The record is from the annotation of a GenBank genome assembly.